Molecule: messenger RNA, 4068 nt
Organism: Aspergillus melleus
Lineage: Eukaryota; Fungi; Ascomycota; Eurotiomycetes; Eurotiales; Aspergillaceae
Gene: hmt1
Product: putative vacuolar ABC heavy metal transporter (Hmt1)
Exons: 3
Coding region: 748-3549 (933 amino acids)
Biological process (GO): transmembrane transport
Cellular component (GO): membrane
Molecular function (GO): ABC-type transporter activity; ATP hydrolysis activity; ATP binding
Source: RefSeq, a predicted model, not a curated record
CAAGUUAGUUGCCAUUUGUAUUUCCCAACGAUCAUUUCCUCUCGUGUCUCUCUCUCUUCCUCUCUCUCUCUCUCUUCUUUUCUUCUGCCUCUUCCUCUCUUUCUUUCUUUCUUUUCUCUUGCCUCCUCUUAUCUCUCUUCUCCCCACCUCUCGUCCUCUUUCCCUCAUCCUUUCUUUCUUCUCCUUUACUUAUUUAAUACUUCCCCGUCUUUCUUGGGUGUGCAAUUCCCUCGACCUUGUUUUGACUUUCCCUCCUCAUAUAGCCUUUUUUUUUUUUAGUUAAUUCACGCGUAUUCUUCUUCUUUUGUACUUAUUCCAGAAAAAGUUUUUUUUCUCUUGACCUGCGUGCUUUUUUUUUUCACAUUUUCUGUUUGCUUUUUUUACCCAUUUUUUUCCUUCAAAAAACCCCUUCUUGAUAUUUUCAUUCGUUCUUUCACACCUCAUUUACUCUAGAAUCUAUCUUAUCACGCUGCUGAAUUCUCGAAAAGCAAGCAAGAGAAUCCUGUCCCACGUGUCUGUCGAUCCCUUCUACAAAGUCACCAACACUCGGCCCUCCCUCGAUCAACGGGUGCUUUUUUCGCCAUUGUCACCUUCCAGUCGUUUCCGAUUCGAGCUCGUCCGCCUUCUUGAUAUACAUCGUCGGGAACUCAUCGGCCUCGAUCUCAGACGGAAGAACGCGGUCGGCGUGUCAUGGAAAUAUCUUGAUGGUCUUCUAAUCUUUUGGACCCUGCAGGAGGAUCGUUCAUCAUGGGCUCUCAUUACGCCACCCGUGAAUUGCUGGAAUACCUUCGCAUCGGAUAUCCCAUUUUGCUCCUUGUGGUGUUUAUUUCGUCGUUCAUCGCCAAUUCCAUCUUAACUGCCAGAAAUGUCAGUAAGAAUUCAUCGGCCGCGCGCAUGGGCCCCGGAGGGCGACCACUGCCCAAACGAUCAAGGAGCUCGGCAACCUUCGUCAAACCAGUUCAUCCCUUUUCGCGAAAUGCCAAACUCUUGUUUAAAUGGCUCUCGGUGGUAAUACUGGCGACGCUGGUUGCAGAUGCCGCCAUCAAUGUGACCCACGUGAUGCUUGCCAGGUCCGAGCAAUGGUGGUGUGGUCAAUCUGUAGUGAUCUAUAUUGUAGGGUCCUUCUUUGGCUACGCGAUCAUCUUAGUCUCGUUACUGGAUACAAACCCCUCUCCAACGUUUGCGCAAUUCAUUCCGUGGUCAAUUGCGGUUCCUAUUGAAAUGGCUAUCUUGGGCGUCUCCCUCUCGAUUCAUGCGGAUGUUCAUCACGAGCCCAUUGUAGGAAAUCCCGUGGGCGGCCGAUUGCGCAGGGGCAUGACGGCAUGGGAAUCGAUGGAGGCUGCAUCGAAUUGCGUCAGAAUACUGGUCCUUGCGAUCUUGGUUGCUACCUACUUGUUAAAAACGAUGAACGUCAAGACCAAUGUGCAGAAGCCUCGAGGGCACGCCGACGGUGCCACGGAAUCUACGGGAUUGCUCGACCCUGCGCACGCGGAGAACGGAAACGGAAACGGCUACGGCUCCCUCCCGAACAACCAUCAGCAACAGCCCUCAAAACCUGCCGCCGACCCUUGGGUUCGGCCCACAACCGUUCCUUCCACAAGCUGGUGGGAGUAUCUGAGCGGCUAUUCUCUAUUCUUCCCGUAUCUCUGGCCAUCCAAGUCCCGUCGUCUACAAGGGGUCGUGGUGGUCUGCUUCUUAUUGAUUAUCCUGCAGCGUGUCGUCAAUGUUCUAGUCCCCUACCAGGUUGAGGUCAUCACCAACGCAUUGUCCAGAGAUGGCGAUGAAUUUCGGGUCCCGUGGUUUGAGAUCUGUAUGUAUAUUCUCUACCGCUGGUUGCAGGGCAACCAGGGACUUAUUGGAUCGUUGCGCUCCAGCCUUUGGAUUCCUGUGAGCCAGUAUUCAUAUAUGGAACUGUCGACUGCGGCGUUCGAGCACGUGCACGGGCUCAGCCUCGAUUUCCAUCUGGGCAAGAAGACGGGCGAAGUCCUCUCCGCACUGAGUAAAGGUAGCUCCAUCAAUACGUUCCUGGAGCAAGUAACGUUCCAAGUCGUACCUAUGUUAAUCGACCUCUGCGUUGCCAUCGUAUACAUGCUCGUUGCCUUCGAUGCUUACUACGCGUUGGUUGUUACUAUCGUUACUUUUUGCUAUCUCUAUGUCACCGUGCGCAUGGCCCAAUGGCGAGCGGAAAUCCGCCGGCAGAUGGUGAACGCGUCCAGGCAAGAGGAUGCCGUGAAGAACGACUCAAUGGUGUCCUACGAGACCGUCAAGUACUUCAAUGCUGAAGAUUACGAGUUCGGUCGGUAUCGCGGUGCCGUGUCCGACUUCCAAAGAGCCGAAUACCAUGUCUUGUUCUCGUUGAAUCUCAUGAACACAUCGCAGAACACUGUUUUCAUGCUUGGUCUGCUUAUUGCAUGCUUCAUCGCCGCGUAUCAAGUCUCGCUUGGACAGCGAAAUGUUGGCCAGUUCGUUUCUCUUCUGACGUACAUGGCCCAGCUGCAGGGGCCGCUGAACUUUUUUGGUACUUUCUACCGCUCCAUUCAGUCCGCCCUGAUCAACUCCGAGCGUCUGUUGGAGUUGUUCAGGGAGCAGCCCACGGUUGUCGAUACGCCCGAAGCCGCGCCUUUGCCUAAAUGCAAAGGCGACAUCACGUUUGAGAAUGUGGAAUUUUCCUACGAUACCCGAAAGCCAGCCCUGAACGGGCUGACCUUCCACUGUGAGCCCGGAACGACGACUGCCCUGGUUGGUGAAUCUGGUGGUGGAAAGUCGACGGUGUUCCGACUGCUUUUCCGGUUCUAUAAUGCUGAAAACGGCCGCAUUCGAAUUGAUGAUUACGACGUCAAAGAUACCACGAUAGAUUCGAUCCGGAAGCACAUCGGCGUUGUCCCGCAGGAUACUGUACUUUUCAACGAGACAUUGAUGUACAAUCUGAAAUAUGCCAACCAAGACGUCUCGAACGAAGAUGUUUACGAUGCUUGCCGGGCUGCCAGCAUCCACGAUAAGAUCAUGUCAUUCCCCGACGGAUAUAACACCAAGGUGGGUGAGCGUGGUCUACGGCUCAGCGGAGGUGAAAAGCAACGAGUGGCCAUCGCCCGUACCAUCCUCAAGAACCCUCGCAUCAUUCUGUUGGAUGAAGCAACCGCCGCCCUGGACACGGAGACGGAGGAGCAUAUCCAAGGAGCGCUCUCUACGCUCUCUCGCGGUCGUACCAUGCUUGUCAUCGCUCAUCGACUGAGCACUAUCACUACUGCCGACCAGAUCCUGGUAUUGCAUGAGGGCAAGGUGGCUGAAAAGGGUACACACGACCAAUUGCUAGCUCUGAAAGGCCGGUACGCGAGCAUGUGGCGGAAGCAGAUCCGGGCACAGAGGGCCGCUGCAGAAGCGCAGGUGCUUCAAGACCGCGCGCAACGCUUGCGGAGUGCGUCCACCACCGGCACCAUGGGAGAUGACAGCUCAAGUCAAUCUGACGAGGACCGAAAUGGCAACAUCCAUGCUCGACAGUCUCACGGAUAUUCUUCCAGCAAGCUGGCGGAUGACAGUCGGAAGGGGUAAAAAAAAUACCACCUUCCUUCCAUUUCUUUUCCCCCCUACCUAGACAAGGUUGAUAAUAUCAUCCUGAUUCAUUUCCUUUUAUAAAGAAAGAGGACAACUUAGAAUGAGUGGGUGAGAUACCAUUCUCGGGUUUCUGUUUUUUGAACGAAUAUUCAGGGCCUUCAGUCCUUUUCUUUUUUACCUCUUGUUCUUUUUCUUUUCAUUUCAUUAUUUCCUUUCUAUACUAGUUUCUCUUCCAUACGGCGUUCUGAGUGAGUCACGACUGCACGACACUCAUUUGUUGUCGAUUCAUACGAAGCCUGGCGGCGAGGGGGCGCCAGGUUGAUCUGGUGGAUGCGUGAAUAAAGUUUUAGACCAUUGCGCCUGAUGUUGAUGACGGUCGUCUAUAGUAUACCUUAAUACAAACGUGAGUUUUCUGGGCUUCGACUAGAUAGGUUCAUACAACGUUAUUCAGUUAUUUCAGGGAGUGCAGGAACAGGAGGGGGAAAAACCCCCCCCGUAAUUAGUGGCUUUUUCUCU